Rosa rugosa (rugosa rose) is the source of this 599-nucleotide messenger RNA. Its product is annotated as mannosyl-oligosaccharide 1,2-alpha-mannosidase MNS1-like. Gene Ontology annotation, biological process: carbohydrate metabolic process; N-glycan processing. Gene Ontology annotation, molecular function: calcium ion binding; mannosyl-oligosaccharide 1,2-alpha-mannosidase activity. The coding region runs from base 132 to 599 and encodes 155 amino acids. Lineage: Eukaryota; Viridiplantae; Streptophyta; Magnoliopsida; Rosales; Rosaceae. The transcript has 4 exons. Gene Ontology annotation, cellular component: endoplasmic reticulum; Golgi membrane. The record is from RefSeq and is a predicted model, not a curated record.
CCCAAUUUGCCCCCAACUUUUGAACAACACACUAAACAGAUUUGUGUGUGUGAUAUGAGCGAAGUGGACUCAAACUCACUGAGAAUCCAAAUGCAAAUGACUACAUAGAAGAACUGAAGAAGACUCUGCAGAUGCAGAGAAAAUCGACUUGGUGCAGAGAUGAGAACGUCGUCGUUUUCUCUCCUCUCUCGCCUCCGCCACUCCCGCCGCUCCUCCUCAAUGAUAGGUGGAAGAAGAGGGAGAAAUCAAUGAUAGGUCUGUCGAGCUUGAUCAGGAGAACAACACCAUCGUCUUUUGCAUAUAUAUGCGAGAAGAAUGGAAAUUCUCUCACAAACAAGAUGGACGAACUAGCAUGCUUUGCUCCAGGAAUGCUCGCUUUAGGAUCAUCUGGUUAUGGUCCUGAUGAAUCUAAGAAAUUCUUAUCACUUGCAGAGGAGCUUGCUUGGACAUGCUAUAAUUUUUACCAGUCAACACCAACAAAAUUAGCUGGGGAGAACUAUUUCUUUAAUGCAGGGCAGGACUUGAGUGUGGGAGAAAUCAAUGAUAGAGAUUGGUACACAAAUGUCUGGUUGACUGGUUGGGGUGCAUUCGUGCAUUAA